GUGGCCGAAUACGCAGCGCUCGAACCUGUGUCUCGGCUGGUUAAAAUCGCUGACAGUGGUGUGCCUGUGAUGGACGUUUAACUCGUGUUGUGCAAAGGUGUUUUUCUUUCCCACGGCGCAACUGCACAAGAUCUCCGGACAUCAAUGACCGAUUGCCAAAUGGUGUCCCCAGACUUCACGGCAGAGGAGAAGUUGGAGGUCCAGACCAUGAAGACGUACAAGGAGGACCUGCUGGAGGACAUCCAGAAGCUGAAGACGGAGAUAGACAUCGUCAUGGCAGAGAUACUCAGCUUUCAGGUUGCAGAGGACAAUAAAACCGUAGAGAAGACUAAGAAGUACUCCACUGGAAAGAAGAAAUUCAACAUGGACCCCAAAAAGGGAAUCGGUUACCUGGUGGAGAAUAAGCUGGUGGAGGAGAAAGCCCAGCCGAUCGCCGAGUUCCUCUACAAGGAGGAGGGACUCAAUAAGACAGCCAUUGGUGAAUUCCUAGGAGAGAGAGAGGCGCUCCACCUCCAGACCCUCAAAGCCUUUGUGGAGCUCCACGAGUUCUCAGACCUCAACCUGGUCCAGGCCCUCAGACAGUUCCUGUGGAGUUUUCGUCUGCCUGGUGAAGCGCAGAAGAUUGACCGCAUGAUGGAGGCCUUCGCCGCACGUUACUGCAACUGCAACCCUCACGUCUUCCAGUCAACCGACACCUGCUACAUCCUUUCAUUCGCCAUCAUUAUGCUGAACACCAGCCUCCACAACCCCAACGUGAAGGCCAAGACCAGUGUGGAGCACUUCAUCUCCAUGAACAGAGGAAUCAACAAUGGCGGGGAUCUACCCAAUGAGCUGCUUACGCAAUUGUAUGCAAGCAUACGCAACGAGCCGUUCAAAAUCCCAGAGGACGAUGGGAACGACCUGACCCACACCUUCUUUAACCCCGACCGAGAGGGCUGGCUCCUCAAACUGGGAGGCCGAGUGAAGACGUGGAAGAGACGAUGGUUUAUCCUGACCGACAACUGUCUCUACUACUUUGAGUUCACCACCGACAAAGAGCCAAGAGGGAUUAUCCCGCUGGAGAACCUGAGUGUCAGAGAAGUGCCUUGUCCUCGCAAACCCUUCUGUUUGGAGCUGUAUAACCCCAAGAGUCAAGGGCAGAGGAUCAAGGCCUGCAAGACGGAGACUGACGGCAGAGUGGUGGAGGGGAAUCACCAGUCCUACACUAUCUGUGCUUCCAGCGCUGUAGAGAGAGACUCCUGGAUAGACGCCAUCAGAGCCAGUAUCACCAAGGACCCGUUCUACGACCUGGUUUCAGUCCGCAAGAAAAAAGUCAUCAACCAAACCCCCAAGGACUGACUCGCUUAGCGCCGCCAGCAGAAGACUUAUGGUACUGCACCGCGGUGCCAGGAUGAGAGCACAUCCUCUUUACACUGCAGUAAAUAUAGCUCGAAAUAAAGCUGACAGCAGGAAGUUCAGGGCCAUCGUUUAAGUUAAAGUGGGAACUUCUCUCUUUGUAUCUUAAACGUAUGUCAUGUUGUCCCAACUUGUGGACCAAGCCAUGAGUAUUAUGUGUAUGUUCUGGUUACACUAUUUAAAAUGGGUUGUGUGCGCUAUCUUCUUUGCAAUGAUAGGACAAGUGUUUUUUUUGGGGGGGGGGGGAUGCAGGUGCUGCCAAACUUAAGAGGAAUAUGUGUGAAGCAAGGACACGACGGAGCGUGCAACUUCCCAUUUAGUCUGAGUGUGCUAUUAAAAAAAGGGAGAUAUCAGUCACUCGGCUUCUUCCCAGCUCAGAAGUCACGUCGGUGCACACACUUUUCAGUCACGUUGCAAAAAGCACAUCCUCCUACAUGCAGUUGUUGAUUUGAAGAUUUUUGUGACGAAAAUGUUUGCUAGCAUUAAAGUUAUGCACGUUAGAGGUCACUGAUCAAGUUAAGAAUUCAUACGAAGUAGUUCGGUCGGUAAGGAUAACAUCAUCUGUGUAGUUAGUAUGUUGACUGAUAAACUUGAGCUAAUUUAACUCUUUUGUUUUCAGGGGUUGUUAUAUUGUAGUGGUUUUGCUGGUUUUCUGUCAUAUCAGGUAGUUACUUGUAAAUAUUCACCUGUUGUCAGGUAUUUCAGCCAUCUAAUCCUUGGUGGGCUUUGUCCAGAAUCACAUGCUACCUACUAGAUUUACACGUAAACUAUCUUGCAGCAUACUAUCAUUUGCAUGCGAGUAGCCGCCUUAUUCCUGGCCCCCAUGAUACCUUGCGUGAAUUAUGGGCGCGACUUCCGGCGCGUCUUGUCACUGAACCGGAACCGGCGUUUUCCAUGGUAACGGUGCGCUUACCGUCUUUCUUAGAGCGAGUUGUAUGGCGUCCCAUUCAUUCAUGAAGAUCUAGCCAGCCAAGUUAGCUAACGAUGUGGGAACACCACCUCACGGGACUUAAAAAGGGCGACCCCCCCACCCCCCAGGAAACCCGUGGAUAAAGUACGAUGACUUUAUGCACACUGGAAAAGCUGACCUGCGGGGCUUUCUGCCAGAAAGCU
This is a messenger RNA of Lampris incognitus (smalleye Pacific opah), 2508 nucleotides long. RefSeq names its product cytohesin 4b (gene cyth4b). NCBI's taxonomy places the organism in Eukaryota, Metazoa, Chordata, Actinopteri, Lampriformes, Lampridae. Bases 145 to 1338 code for a protein of 397 amino acids. Gene Ontology annotation, biological process: regulation of ARF protein signal transduction. The record is from RefSeq and is a predicted model, not a curated record. Gene Ontology annotation, molecular function: guanyl-nucleotide exchange factor activity. The transcript has 14 exons.